Molecule: messenger RNA, 384 nt
Organism: Ectocarpus siliculosus
Lineage: Eukaryota; Phaeophyceae; Ectocarpales; Ectocarpaceae
Source: the annotation of a GenBank genome assembly
AUGCUGCGACUAGUGCCGAAACCAGGAAACUUGAUUUUUUCUCUGUGGAGAUCGACGACGGCCGCCUGUUUUGUGCCACAGGUGUUCCAGCGCAAAACGUUGGAUCUUCACGGCCUGCACGUGGCUGAGGCCGUCGAGGUGCUGGACAGGGAGAUGGGAGCGUUGGCGGAGAGGGGACUGUGCAGCGUCAGAGUCUUGACCGGCACGGGACAUCACAGCAAGGGACCCACCAACAAGGCGCGUCUUUUGCCAGCGGUGGAAAACUUUUGCUUGAUUCGCGGUUAUCUCUUCAGAAAGGUACCGGAUCAAAGCACCGGCCACGUCGGGGCGAUCGACGUCCAAUUCGCAAAACUGUCGGAACACUCGACAGGAGGAUGGGGUUAA